Messenger RNA from Sphenostylis stenocarpa, 897 nucleotides. The record is from the annotation of a GenBank genome assembly. NCBI's taxonomy places the organism in Eukaryota, Viridiplantae, Streptophyta, Magnoliopsida, Fabales, Fabaceae.
AUGGAGUUGAAAAUGAUAAGCAAUGUAAAGCUAUGUGGGGUUUUUGUCACUGUGCUCGAGGAAGAAGAAACGACUCGCCAUGGCGUCGCAGGAGCAUAUCGAAAAGAUGCAGGCACGACAGAAUUACCGGAAUCUAUGGCACACCGAUCUCAUGAGAACCAUUCAGGCCGAUACUCCUUUAUUAAUAUAUUUUUUCUUUUCCAUCAUAGUGCUCCAUGUGUGUCUUACCUUCUUCGUAAACGAGCUCUUUAUGAUGACAUGUCAAGAUACACAUGUUGUGCUGGUUACAUGCCCUGCAGUGGUAGAUGUGGAGAAAGUAAAUGUCCUGAAUUUUGCCUUUGCACUGAGGUUUUCCUCUGCUUUGGAAACUCGGUUGCCUCAACUCGCUUUCUAUUGCAAGAUGAAUUUAACAUUCAAACUACGCAAUGUGAUAAUUGCAUUAUUGGUUUCAUGUUUUGCCUUCAACAAAUUGCAUGUAUAUUCUCUAUUGUUGCCAUGAUUGUGGGAAGCGAGGAAAUUCAAGAGGCUUCUCAGUUGCUAUCUUGUUUGGCCGACUUUGUAUACUGCACGGUCUGCGCAUGCAUGCAGACUCAGCACAAGAUUGAAAUGGACAAGCGUGAUGGGAAAUUUGGACCCCAACCAGCAAUGGCAGUGCCCCCUGUUCAGGAGAUGUCACGCAUUGAUCAACAAGUUCCUCCUUCUGUUGGGUAUGCACCACAACCUGCAUAUGCACCACAACCAGCUUAUGGACAGCCCUAUGGUUAUCCACCUGCCCCACCACCUUCUCAAGGGUAUCCCGCUCCUGCUUACCCCUCUACUGGUUAUCCCCCUGCUGCCUAUCCUCCCCCUGCUGCCUACCCUCCCCCAGGGUAUCCCCCUUCUGGCUACCCUAAGUGA